This is a messenger RNA of Linum trigynum, 2456 nucleotides long. Lineage: Eukaryota; Viridiplantae; Streptophyta; Magnoliopsida; Malpighiales; Linaceae. The record is from the annotation of a GenBank genome assembly.
CUCAAUUCUUCAAGGUCCGCCAGUUGCCACAAUCCGCGAGCUACCCUGCAUGAAAAGAAAAAAUGGGAAAAGGAUUCUGGCUCCUCGGAACAUAUAGGGCACGUCGUGUCAGUCACAAGAGUUUUAGUAAACAAAACUAUCUGCAGAGGCAAGAAGCCACGGACAGCUCGCCAAAAAAAGAACUUUAGUUUUGGGGGAACAGGAAUACUCCAAAGAAAUUUCCAAAAACGAGUAUCAAAAGGGAGGACCACCGGAGGAUGAUGAAGAUCGAACUCAGAAGACAAAAGAUGAUACCCUGUUUUAACAGUGUAAAGACCAGAGGAUGAAUAAUGCCAAAUCAAACGAUCAGUGGACACAGAAAGAGGGAGAGGGAUAGACAAAAUGAGAUCAACACUCUCUAGGGUGAACAGAGAAAGUAAGAGAUCCUUCUUCCAUGAGUGAGAGGUAGAGCAAAUGAGAUCCGAGACGAGAGGAGGGCAAGUACUCAAACUUGGCCGUAAAACCGGGGUAGAGGGAGGAGAAGAAGGAAGCCAAUUAUCCGUUAAAGUAUGGAUCCGAGACCCGUUUCCCACCUGCCAUCUUAACCCCCGACUGAGAAGAUCUCUUCCUGUCAGGAUGCCUUGCCACGCCCAUGAGGGAAGGGAGCCUACCGUCGCCUCUAAGAAUGCCCGUUGGGGAUGAUAUCGUGCUUGAUAAAUCUGGGCAAGAGUGCUGGAGGGGUUGCAAAGAAUACGCCAUGCCUGCUUAGCUUAACUAACAGAGAUGUUCAUUUAGUGGUAUAAACGACUCUUUUAUCGACUGAACGAUUAGUAUUGACUGUCGUUUGUUUUUAUCUAUUGUAAACAUAUAUGUCUAAUAUUCCAUCGGACUAUGAUAUAAAAAAAAAUGGCUAUCAAAUCAUCAAACAAGAGAGAUAAGGUAGAGAUGUGAUUGGGGUGGGUUUUCAAAUUUUCACAAACCAUUCUCAUCUUUGUAUUUAGAUAUUCAAAUUCAUAUUUGUAACAUAUUUAUGCAGGAAGUCAACCCCAUUUAUAUACCCGUGGUUAUAGGGUACAUGGGUACCUGUGGGUAAUACCCUCUUCGUAUAUAAAAUGUCGCUAUACCAUUUUACUAUAUCUAGUAUUUAAUUUGUAGAUCUUCAGUUAUAGUACAACCUAAUAAAUCAUGAAGUCAGCCAUUCAAUCGUUCUUAAUACGAAUUUAAGGCACUCACUCCUAAAACCUCCACUAAUCCAUCAACAAGUACAAUGUUAUCUAAAUCAUUCAUCUUCGACUUUGGCACAUGUAGUGAGCAAUAAAUAAUUAACAUAAUCUUGUUAACGAGCAGGAAAGAAGUGAAUGAGUGAAGGGUGAACGGAGGGAGAGAAAUUAGUGUUUAGCUUGAGUAUGAAGAAGGUAAAAUUGGAUCCUAUAUUUUUUUAUAUACAAAAAAAAAUACUCUUAGUUGGACAAAGAUGAAUAUGAAGAAGGGAAAUCUAAAACCAUACCCGUCCCAUCUCGUCAACUCUUUCACGAAUUUUAUCAGUACCCGUCUCAUAUCCAUCGAUCUAAUUUAAAAUAAUCUAAUAAUUACCUCAUCCUCAUCCCAUUUCACUCCACACACAUUGAUUAAAAUAAUCUAACCUCUGCUGGGUUGCAUAAACAGAUGAAUAGGCAGGUUAAGUUUAUGAGAGAGAUUGAGCAGGAGAGAGAGAGAGAGAGAGGCAAAGUGAAGAAUCCCAAAAAGGUAGGGGGGCCAUGUUGUGAUAUUCCCACUUUAGAUUUUAGAAGCAACACACAGAGGCAGAGAGAAGAAUACUUGCUGCUGCAACUUCUUUUUGGGACCAAAUCUCACCAAUUUUAAGCUCUCACAGUGGUACUCUCCUUUUCCCCCCACACCUCCUAACCCAAAAUGCUGCAAAAUCCCUCUUCCACUUUCAAAAGCAAAUAUCCAAAAUCUUCCACAAAAGCGAAAGAAAUUGAAUACCACCUUUUUCUACAGAUGAUAUUUCAUUCCUCAAUCACAGAUUGUGAUAAUCCGUACAAGAUAAUUCAAACAAAUUCGUAUGUAUUUAUAAUGAGGUGUUAGGAAUGAUGAUGUGUCGAUUUUUUUUUGGGUAAUUUGAGUCGAUUCAUAAUAUGAUCCAUAUUUGUAUUGAGUCGAAUCCGAAUGGAUCCAUAUGCAUUUUAAUGGUUUUGAGUUUAAAUUGAGUCUAAUUUAAGUUAAUUCAUUUGGAUCCAAUCCAAAUGGGUUAUUUGAAACCAGAUAGUUGUACAAAAAAAAAUAUAUAUAUAUAUAUACCGACUGCAUCUACAUUAGCUUCAUUGGGUUAUCCAACUCAGCAAGUUUAACUAUGAUUAUGAAAAAUGUGAAUGUUUGACCAUAUUUUUGUAUUGGACCUCCUAAUUCUUACAAAGUUAAUUACAAUGACUAAAUUUUUGUGAGACUGCUUCAGAUAAUGAAGGAAUUAAUUGAAA